This is a messenger RNA of Pieris brassicae (large cabbage white), 8678 nucleotides long. RefSeq names its product ataxin-2 homolog. Gene Ontology annotation, cellular component: cytoplasmic stress granule. Gene Ontology annotation, biological process: cytoplasmic stress granule assembly. The coding region runs from base 336 to 3203 and encodes 955 amino acids. The transcript has 20 exons. NCBI's taxonomy places the organism in Eukaryota, Metazoa, Arthropoda, Insecta, Lepidoptera, Pieridae. Gene Ontology annotation, molecular function: RNA binding. The record is from RefSeq and is a predicted model, not a curated record.
CAUGUUGUAUUCCUGCGCUGAUUGCAGGCACGAGAAAUCUGCCAACCCGUUUAUUUUUUGGGAUUAGUUCCCGAGAAUAAAUCGAACUGCGAUUUUGUAUUCAAAUAUAUUUGAUUUUAUAUUUGUUGGCAAAUGUUAGUAGACUUUAGUGAAAUCGAUGCAUCCUUGUUGUCGCAUUUUGAGUGUUAACUCUUAAUUUCAACUGCAGUUUAGUGCAUCCGCGAAAGUUGAAAGGACUGUGUUGUAAAAGAAAGAAGUGAUAAUUAGCCAAAAUUCCGGUCCCUACGCGUAGACGAGAAGGUGCCUACCCGCCGGGGCAGUCGGGCGAAGGAGAUAUGAACAACAAACGAAAAAAUCGCCAAGGGCCACCGAGGUCACCACGAGGUCGUGUGGUAGCAGAGGGCGUGUACAACAAUCCACACUUCAUGCAUGCCAUGACCUCACAUGUCGGAGACAUCGUGCAAGUGCUAACACCCUCGGGCGGUCUCUGGGAGGGUGUCUUCAAGACUUUCAGUUCACACUUUGACAUUGUACUAGAAGUUGCUCACCGCGUGGACCAAGAGGGUGUAGUGGCGGUGGAUUCUGUGGUUGAGAAAUUGAUCUUCAAACCCGAGGACGUGGUGUCCAUCCGAGCGAAAGACGCAGACCUCGAAUACGCCACACAUGACGUGUUUCAGACAGAUAGUGCUAUCUCUAGCAAAUUUAAUGAACUUACAGGUAACGGCCGUUCAGCCGAAGAUCGUCAGUUGGAGCCAUGGGACGGUUGUGAUGGUGACACGGGUGACUCACCCUCUGUAAACGGAGACGCUAGGCUCGAUGAACUAGAGUUAGACCACCGAGCCAACGGCUGGGACGCAAAUGACAUGUUCCGUAAGAAUGAAGAAGUGUACGGCGUACACAGUACAUAUGACCAUUCCUUAACGGGGUAUACUUUGCAACUUCAGAGGAAGGACACACAGGAUUACAGGGAAGCUGAAGCGAAAGCUGAAGAAAUAGCGGCUGAAAUAGAAGGCACAGCUACAUACAAGGCUCGAAUUGAAUUGGAAAACGGUGACGAAGAAGAAAGAUUCGCAGCCGUAGUAAGGCCGCAACAGGAGCAGCCCAAAUAUGUUAUACCUAACAAGAGGAAGCCAGGACAGCAGCAACAGCAAGUUAACAAGCCCGUGAAAUCAGGGAACGGGGGCGGGUCCCCCGGGGGUGGUAAGGCCCGAGACAAGGACCCCAGACCACCUCGGCACCAUCUUACGCCCCCAGCGCCGCCCGCAGACAGACGGGAUGAACAUACGUCGGGCAACCCAUCUGGGACACCCGGCAACAAGAGCUACGCGGCGCAAGCUGCUGGCCACCACCCGCCACCAUUCCCGCAUCAUGCGCAUGCGUACGUACAAUCAAACAGCAAAAUGAACGGCGAACCGCGUGCCUCAGGGCCACGGCAAGGCUUCCCAUCGCAUCACCAUCACAGCGGACCACAAGAGGCUGGUAGAUCACGGCACGGCUCUCAAGAUAUCAGAGACCAACGAGACCCUAGGGAUCAACGGGAUCCGAGAGACCAGCGAGACCCCAGAGACCAACGGGAUCCCAGAGACCAAAGGGAUCCCAGAGACCAAAGGGACCCUAGGGAUCAACGUGACCCGAGAGACCGAGAAUCACGGGACCAAAGAGAUCAGAGAGACAGGGACUCACGGGAACAACGGGAGGCCAGGGAUACAAGAGACCAACGUGAUCGGGAACCAAGAGAGCAGAGAGAGCCCAGGGAACCACGCAGGCAGGAGGAGUUACAGGAACUACGCAAGUUCCAUCAAGACUUCAAACUGGUGACGUCACCGGCCCCUCCUGCACCGCAAGCCCCGCCCCCUCAAAUGGCCCCACCACCACAGAUGGCCCCGCCACAGCAGCCGCCCACGCAGCCCCCACAGCCAGUUCUCCCACAGCCACAGCCCCCUGUAGUCGUACACAAUCCGCAACCUCAGUUACAGCCCCAGCCCUGCCCAGUAGUGCCCAGUCCUCCAGAAGUAUCGGCCAACGUAGGGCCCCCGUCAGAACCUCACAAGAGGCCUGCACGGGCACCAGAGCAUCACAAGCCGCCUCCUGUCCCCACGGAAGAAGUAGAGGAUACGAGUCGGUCUCCCGAAGCAAGUUCUCCCGGAGUAGAACGUGCGACUGCCACCCUCAAGAAAUCCACUUUGAACCCCAACGCAAAAGAGUUCAACCCCAGUGCGAAGACUUUCCAACCAAGAAGUCCUACUACACCUUCGCACAGCAGGCCACAUACGCCGGGAACUCCAGUGGGCGUCAAUAUGGGUGUGGCACCUGUCGGAUUGAACGUUGUAGGUGGCUACGUUCCUGCACCGCCGCCGGGUCCGCACAUGAUUCCGGCAUAUGCUGCAGUAAUGGCGGCGGCGGCGGCAGCCUCACAGCAGCCGCCUGCUUAUCUACAGCAUCCACAUCCCCAUUCAAAUGGCCCAAUGGAGAUGAGUUGUGAGUGCCGCCAGUACGGGCCUCCCAUACUGGUGCUCGCUGAAAAGAGGGAUAGGCAUGACUCGAUAUAUGGCCCAAUGCCCGGUGGCGGCGGUGCGGGUCAGCAUGCGCCUUUGCAAACACAACCACGGGGGAACUUCAGAAAAGGUAUGCCGGUAGCCACAGCGACCGGCCAGCCCUUACUGACUGGUGCGCCCAUGCAGCCCUUCGUGUCCUACCCGCACCCACAUCCACACCCUGCGCCGCCUCAGCCCACUCUACAGUACCCGCAUAUGGUGCGCAUGUACCACCCAGGUGGGGCGGUAGGCAUGGGGGGAGCCGUGGGUGUGGGGGGCGGAGCGGUGGGAGUGGGGGGUGCGGUGGCGGAAUACGCGCCCCCCUCCGCUUCGCCAGCCGCGGCCUCCCCCGCCCUCUACCCCCCGCCAUCGCCCGCGCACACGCCGCACCCGCAUCAGCAUCAACACCCGCACCAGCCGCAUCACCAUUACCAGCAGCAGCCCUUCCAGUACAUGCCGCAAGUGCUGUGUCCGCUGAUGGGAGGCGGAGCUGGUGCUCAUCACCAUCACCACCACCACGUGGCUUACCUCAACCACGCGCCACCCACCGCCUCGCCGCCCCAUCACCCUCACCAUCCCCACCAUCAUCCCGUGCAGCAAGUACUACUACCACCACAGCAACCCUCAGGAGGAUCAAGCACGCCCGGAAUACAUUCCUCUCACCCAUAGAGCGCAUCCGCCCACCUAUUGACCCACUCGCACCGCCCUACCACCCACUCGCCGUGCUAAGCCCGCCCGCCCUAUAACACCUGUUGGGUGCGUUUUAACUUUAAUUUAAAAUAUAUACGGCUAAGCCGAACGUCGAAAUUACGUACAUAGUUACUAAAAACAGUCUAUCAUAUAUAUUUACAUACACUUUCUAAGAUCAUGUUUAAAUUAUUAAAUUCAUGUUUUUGGCUCUUGAUAUAACAACCCAAAUUGAAGAAUCAUGUCUUUAUAUUACUAUUUAUAAAACGAAUAUAUUUAUAAUUGCAAAGAGAACAAAUGUCUAUUAAAAUGUAUUAAUUUAAAUUAUAUAUAUUUAUUUAUCAAAACGCAAUAAUUCAGUAAUUGCUAUCUUCCCUAAAGAAGAUAUGGUACAACAGCACUUUUAUUUAUUUGGCAUCACGUACCAUAUCUAAUAUAAAUGCGUCAGUAUAUGUAAAAUUGCAGUUAAAAUUCCCAAAUAAGGGUUAAGGCCUGCUUUUAGAUCUGUAUAAAAGCUAUGUACCUACCAUUAUAUAUUUGUAUAGGAUAGUGUAAGCUUAGCACGGCGGGAAUAAGGGAAACAUUUCUAUAUGUAUAUCCGAAAGCAUUGUCUAAAUAGACCGUGUCGAUAAGUCGGAUUGUAUUAUAGGUAGAUAAAUUUCUUUUGGACUGGGUGGGUAGAAAUUAAUAGUUUUUCUAUACAUCCACAGGAAGCUAUAUAAGAUAAUAUACAAUUAACACAAGACAGCCGGUCGUUUUAACUUUUGUUUUUUUUUUUUGUUGUUAUCUUGGCAGCUGACAUUCUUUGUUGCAUUUUUAAGAUCUUUAUAUUUUGUUAUUAACUGUUAAUUUCUACCGCACCUUUCUAUUUAUUAUUUAGUGUUAAACCCUAUUUCCAUCACGAGUCAAUUGUAAUCCUCGAAACGGAAUUCCAUUUCGCUUUGAGGAAUGUUUGCUUCAAUGUGCGAACAGACAAAGAAACAUCAACUGAAUAUAAUUCUAUGGCAAGGAUUCAAUUCUUACGCCCGGUUGCUACAUUCCACGAACAGACAAGUGACAAAUACGCAUAGCAAGGCUAUUUAUCAAAAAAUAUGUACCUUUUUGACGGAUAACGCUGGCUAUCUUUCCUCUACGACUUGUAAGUAAAUAUAGCAACUUGGUGCUAUUUAGCGUAUUUAUAUUAUAACAUAUAUAUGUAUUUAAAAGAAACCUUUCAAAUUCCAUUUUUGUUUAGUUAGAUGUUUUUUUAUCUGGCCGUAUACGCUAUCCACAUCGGAUGAUUAUCAGAUGUGUAAUGUAAGCCUAUAUAAUAUAAAUGUAUAAUAUAAAUAUAUUUACGGUGACUGCCUUAUUGAGUUGUGUAUGAACGAAUGUUAGGCGAGGGAUAUAUGAAUUUUUACCAAAAAAUUACUCGAAUUGGUGAAAAGUGCGUAUAUUUUUCUUGACGGUAUGAUGUGACAAUAAAACGAAAUUAGUAGGUAGUAAUACAAUGUCGACACGAACGUAUAGUUUUGGUUAAUACGUCUCGUGUUAGCGUUGUAUCUUAUGAUUAUGUCACUGAUAAGAUGUAGAGGUAACAUUGUAGAGGGCCUAGGACGAGUGCUAUAUUUAACUUACAGUUGACGGUUUUAACUACCGUGGCCACACAAAAGUCUUACAAAAACUACUAUAAUACGGUAGAUCUACAUUCAUCCGCUGGGUUAAAUAUGGCAACCGGAAGCUGUUCAAUUCAAAAGCAAAUAUUAUGAAAUUGCUUUUGCUAUAAGAAUAUAUUUCAAAACGAGACUUUGAAAUCGGCUAAAGAAAAGAAAUACGUCAUAUUCCAAACAAUAUGUGUCAAAUCUAAACGCAUUUAUGAAUUCGAAGUUUCAAAUGGUUUGAAUUUUUUAUGGACUAGUAGAGCUCGUGUAGGCAUUUCUGGGACCUUAUAUAUUCUGGCCAAUUUCGGUCAUUGGAUAAACUCGUCCAAGGUCAACUGCAACCCAAUCUUUAAUGUGUCUAAAGACGACAUUUCAAGGCACAUUGUAGUUUGCUUAAUCAUAAACGUACGAAAAUGGGUUGAAACCAGUUUUGUAAUCUGGUUAUUAUGCCCAAUGAAAGAAUUAGCUUAAUUAUAAUUUAAAGAUGCUGAGUAGGCCAAAACUAUCUUGUAAAGAAAAUAUUAGCUUCUUUUACGUUCUUAAAAAGGCAUUUCGAUUGUCACUAGUAGGAUUACCGAAGACCUUGAAACAAAUAUUUCCUUACAAACUAUAUUUUACCGAAAUAAAAUAUGUAUUGUACUCAACAUACAUACUUGGGAAGGUUUGUGGCAACUCAAGUUUGCAAGUCAGAAUUCCUACAAAAUUUGAGUGUGAACUUUCGGAUUGAUUGAUCGUAUUUCUUACACUUUUCGAUCAGAAAUGAAUUUUCGUCCCCGGUGGACAUAUUAGUCUUACACUAGUCUGGUGUCUUCAUUUAUUUACCUAUUGUAUUUAUUAUAGGUUUUUGGCUCAAGUUGUCUGAGAUUUUAAGAGUCUUAUUCUAUUGCCCGAAUACUCAAAGGCCACUCAAUUAUAACCGUGACCUAAUAUGGUUCUCUUAUUUUAGAAUAGGUAUUUGGAGAGACCGAGCAUUUUGAUUGACGUUUGUGUAUUUGGACAUAGAAGUGUUUAUAAAAGAUCAAUUGGAGAAGUUAGGUUUGACCGCCGCUUGGUGUGUCAUGCGGCCGAUUUGGACUUGUGUGCUUGUGUACCCACUUUAGUAAACUGGUUUAGAAGAACUAUCUGAAAUUUGUUAGUAGGAUUAUUACUGUAUAGAACUUAAGACGGACUUCAAAGAGAGCUAAAUGGUCAUAUUUGUCCAAGUAAAUAAUGCUGCAUUUUUUAAAUCCAUUAUCCAUGUACAAUUAAUUGCAUACAAGAAUCUAAAGGUUGAGUACAAAUAGCUUAUCUAGGAAACCUGUGCUAAGUAAUUAAAAGUGUAACUAACAGCAAAUAAUAUUUAAAAUUAGCAUAUUAAAACUAGACUCUGAACACAAGUACUACAAAAUUUUAUUUGUGACGUAUUUCAAGGGAGUUUAUAAUAAUGUUCCAGUUCAAAGUUUGUAAAUUCGUUUACGUAUUAUCAUAAACCGGUUUAUUAACGAGGGUGAAUGUUGUGUGUUUGUUUGUUGUAUGAAGGGGGGCAUAGUCCAUGACCUCCGCGCGGUGCUCCCUGGGUAGCGCCAAAUGUGGACUCUUAUUCACAUCCCAGCGCGCUAUUUUAAUUCGGGAAUUAAAUGUAACUGUUGCCACUUAUAUUAGAGGAAACGCUCUGCUUCCCUGUAAAAUAGAAAUCGACCUGUCUAAAGGUGCUUGGUCAACCUGUAUCGAGACACGCGUCCGACGGGCCAAAAUCCUAAGCAAUAUAAAAACAGUUGCCAGUUAACUGGUGUUUAUAAAUUUACAAGUAGAUAGGUUUUGGAAUUGAACAGUCCAUAUAAAUAUUUUCAAUAUAGUUUGUUUUUAACGAUUUUUAGCGGAUUUAUGAUAUACAAUAUGCGAUUCAUUCCUUAAUAUAUGCGCGUGUAUAAGAAUUCCUAAGUCCUUGAAGUUAGGUGUAAAUAUGUAUAUAGGUUUAGAAGUCCUUUCCUCGACGGCUUAUUCGUGUAUGAUUUGUGAUGUAUAAAAAUUAACAUUCAAAAAAUCCCAAAAAAAAAAAUAUCGGGAAGGGCCUAGAGGGCCGAUAGCACAUUGCCGACGUUUUGGCAACGCGCUGCGGCCGGCGUUGUUUUUUUUUUCAUCUUUUCGUUUUUCUUUUUUGAAUUUUAUUGAAGCGUGUGUGCGACCACCGCGUGUGUUGUGUGUGAGAUAUUCUAAAGUGUUGUUUGUUGUCGGUUGAAUGGGUUAUAAUUUAUGAAUAUCCGUUAGGGAUUGUUUCUGUUACGUCAAGCCAAUGUUUGACGCAUGCGGUUGUGUAAAGCCUCUAUUGAUUUGGGAUAUACUCAUGACAGACGGUUGAGAGAGUUGGUUUUAGGAUAUGUUUAAUUUCUGGCAACGAAUGUGUGCCUUCUGGUAUUUUGUUUUUGCUUCUACACUCUUCACCUGUCCUUUUUAAUCAGUAAUUAUCAAUCUACGCUCCAUAUGAGUCAAAUAUUUUGUAAAGUAUCUCUGAGUGAAAUUAUUUUCAAAUCGAUUUGAAAUUGAAAAAAUAUAUUAUAAAAAAUAAUUUGAAAGUACGAGGUUUAAGAUAUGAUUUGGUUUGACUUAAGUUUUCAAGCUUUAAGAAAAAAUAAGUUUGAAAUUUUCUAAUAUGCAGGUGAAGAUAAAAUAAUAAUAAAUGGUUCAGUAAAUUUGACCUACGAUAUUUUCCUUAUCGAAUAAUCAUAAAAAAUAUAAAUACUAUGUAUGUGCAGAAAAUGUAAAAAAUAUAUAUAAACGACUUAAAACAUCUUUAAGCGAGUAAAAGUAAAGAAGAAACAAUUUGGUAAUAUUUUUAAAACUCAAAAAAUACUACUAAAUAAUUACUAGUUUAUUAUUAAUGAAAACGACAAGGCAAUCUCUUUUAUAUGAAAUUAUAUGUUAAAGCUGCAGAGAACUUAGUCACAUUUAAUCAAUUCCAUUAAAAAAAAAUAAUAACGAAUCAUUCGUUUCAUGUGAAUAAUCCAGUCGAUGAUUGUUCUAUCACCAACGAUCUGAUAUUUUGUAACAGUUGUUUAUUAUACAACAAAAUUAUUAUAACAACAAAUCUGGUGCCAAAUUGCAUUAUAACUGCGCAGCAAAAAAAAAUAUUAAUUACCCGUCGUUGCACAUGCGUAAAAGAGCGAGACAACAUUAACAGCUUUUUUAUUUUUGUACCUGAUGUGGCACUUUAUUUGCGAAUGUACGGAUGUGUACUUGUGUAAAAGCUGUGUGUACUUGCGUACCUGUAAGUUGGAACGAUAUUCAUGGAGGAAACUUCAAACUUACAGAUACGUUAUUUGAGUGUCGUUUCACGCGAUUUCGAUCUUUGUCGAUGAAAACGCGUGACAGAUUGACACUAGUGUAAUGCCUUAAUGCCCAGAGGGGCUGUACCACCAACUGUCCAAACCUCGAAACCUUUUCUUAACAAAUAAGUAAGGAUCAUUCAUGUGAAGUCUAGUUUUAAAUGCUAUUGUUAAAAACGGAUUCUGCCAAAUUCAUACUAACUUCUGGCUUGGUAGAGGUCGUCACUAAAGUUCAUCGACUUACGUGUGUCUAGCUCAAACGAGAUCUGACGAGGAGGUUGCGAGGUAUAUCAAAGACUGAACGUCGGGUGUGUAAGGUUUUAUAAGCAAUUUUCGGAGCCUAAAGUAUGUAAAGCAUUGAUAAUGUUACAAAUGUAACCUAAGGUGGCUUGGCUUAAGUUGUGCUUGUUUUGUAACCGCGGCCAAGUGGCUUUGUAUUGUUGGACGACGCCUAACAUCAGCGUCAGGUAUUUUUCAAUAAAAAAAGUUAUAAAAAAUGUGUUUUGAACACAACA